AACGAAAUAAUACAAUGUUCGAAACGAACGACUCGUCGGUCCAUCGUUUCGUAUGAAUUCGAUCAUAGAACAAAAUCAUAGAACAAAAGCAAAACGCUUCUGGCGUCUAUUUAUUCGGUUCCUGUCAUACUUUAGGAUCUGACAUGAGUGUAAAUAUCUAAUAUUCAAUAUAAUCUCGUGGAACACGGUCUCCAACAAUAGAACGUGGUCAAGUUCAAUGUCACGAGCAUUAUCGACAUCAAGAUGCGGUGGCAGCCUGGUGGAAAUCUGGAACCUGUGAGAAUAAUUUGCGAGACCAAUUGGAGACAAUGUAUGCAAGCCAUCUUGAGAUACGUAUGGACGGAAAUUGUGACAGACGUGGUCGAUUGUUUAACUACGGAAUCAACAUUGUGGAGGAUCAUUGCCAUCUGCAUUAUUUGCAUAAUGCUACUACGUAUAUUCUACGUCAAAAGAAAAUGGGUAAACAGGCCUACUCCUAGCAAAUACAUUCUCAGUAGAGUCGGUUGUAAGGUCGACGACCUGGAAUUGAAAAUCAAUAUACUGACUUACAAGCUACAGUACGGAACAUGGCCGCUUCCUCACCAAAUUCAAAAUUCCACGUUAAAAAAACAACUUCGUAAUCUCAGACUGACGUUGUCAACUUCGAACGACCGUAAAGAAUGGAUCAAGCAUAUACUGCUCAGGUAAAAAGU
Vespula vulgaris is the source of this 692-nucleotide messenger RNA. RefSeq lists its product as uncharacterized. The coding region runs from base 244 to 687 and encodes 147 amino acids. The record is from RefSeq and is a predicted model, not a curated record. NCBI's taxonomy places the organism in Eukaryota, Metazoa, Arthropoda, Insecta, Hymenoptera, Vespidae. The transcript is spliced from 3 exons.